Messenger RNA from Neodiprion fabricii, 937 nucleotides. RefSeq names its product small nuclear ribonucleoprotein Sm D3 (gene SmD3). Bases 241 to 669 code for a protein of 142 amino acids. The transcript is spliced from 2 exons. The record is from RefSeq and is a predicted model, not a curated record. Gene Ontology annotation, cellular component: U1 snRNP; SMN-Sm protein complex; commitment complex. NCBI's taxonomy places the organism in Eukaryota, Metazoa, Arthropoda, Insecta, Hymenoptera, Diprionidae. Gene Ontology annotation, molecular function: RNA binding. Gene Ontology annotation, biological process: spliceosomal snRNP assembly; RNA processing.
UAUAUGCUCUAAUGUAAGCCGUGAUGCCGACCCAUGAUGCCGACAAUAAGCCAAGUGGCCAAAAUUCGAACUACGUAACUAUUCGGCCAUUUUCGUAAACGAAACGAAAGUGGAUGGCGUCCGUUGACAAACGUUGAUGCAACGAUACAGACUUCACACGGGUAUAAAUCCGUUUCAAUCGCCAGUUUUUUCGUGAGCUAGUGAGAUUUUAGUGUCGAUUAUCGGAACAUAAGUGUCAAAAUGUCGAUCGGGGUGCCAAUUAAAGUACUUCACGAAGCCGAAGGUCACACUAUAACCUGUGAAACUAAUACCGGCGAGGUUUACCGCGGAAAGUUAAUAGAAGCCGAAGACAACAUGAACUGUCAAAUGCAAAACCUGACCGUCACUUAUCGCGAUGGACGCGUAGGCCAGCUAGAGAACGUUUACAUUAGGGGCUCAAAAAUAAGGUUCCUUAUAUUACCGGAUAUGUUGAAAAAUGCCCCGAUGUUCAAAAGACCCGGUGGCAAAGGCGCCGGCACUGCGGGCAGAGGAAAGUCCGCAAUACUACGGGCACAAGCACGGGGCAGGGGACGAGGUCAAAACCAGAGAGGCAGAGGCACGGGUUCGGCCCCUUGGUUGAAUCAGCAAAACCAACCAGGAGGUUCACAACCUGGAAGAGGAAGAGGAUAAAUGUUAUAAGGAUCAUUUUUGUUUAUCAUUAUAUCUAGUGCACUAAAGUUUAUUUAGUUCAUACUUUUAUAAGGGAUGUAAAAAAUAAUUCCAUGUAAACGUAAAUUGAAACCAAACAUGCCUGUGACAAUAUGUGUAGGCAGUGAUCACUAAUGAUAAUAACAAUGUAAAUUAAUAAGUAUUCAAAAAUUUAAUGUCAUUGUGUUUACUCCCUUAGGACUUUGAACAAGAAAACAGACCUGGUGGAGAAUACAACUGUCUUGCUGUA